Molecule: messenger RNA, 1940 nt
Organism: Seriola dumerili (greater amberjack)
Lineage: Eukaryota; Metazoa; Chordata; Actinopteri; Carangiformes; Carangidae
Gene: fsaf1
Product: chromosome unknown C1orf131 homolog
Exons: 9
Coding region: 96-863 (255 amino acids)
Source: RefSeq, a predicted model, not a curated record
UGUCAUUCGUUUGAGCCGCUGCUAGCGUUUGGUGCAGCUAUUAGCGGCUAGUUUUGCUAUUUUUUCUGUGAACCUGUUUGUACCAUCAGUUUAAAAUGAAUUCAAAGACAAACAGAAAAGAAGACGAAGAUUUUCAGUUUCUUGAACAAGUUUUAGAUAAGUUUUAUGACUUUGGUAAUGGACCAGCAUCAAAAAAGAAGCUCAAGUCUCAGAAGAAAAAAAAACGAAAACAAUGUGAGAAAGAAGAGGAAGAGUUCACUACAGUCAAGGAUGUUUGCAGUGACACUGACGACUAUAGAUCAGCAUGUACUAGUGCUGACCACCAGCAGCAACAACCACAGACUGAGCCAACAGGUCCAACCUUCCAGCAGAUGAACCAGGUGGAGGUAGUGACAUUUCAAGAUCCCAGAAAGAAACUGAAGACCAAGCAGACACCGGCCACAGACAAAAUACCUGCUCGUCAGAUAACGGAGGAUAAGCAAAGUGACCAGUCGGAAGAACUCAAUUUUGAAAAGGCUCGUCUGGAGGUCCAUCGGUUCGGAAUCACAGGCUAUAAGAAGGAGCAGCAGCGGGUUUUUGAGCAGGACCGAGCGGUCAUGCUCGGAGCCAGACCUCCUAAGAAGGACUAUGUCAACUACAAGGUGCUACAGCAGCAGGUCAAAGAAAAGAAGCAGAAAGCAAAGGAGGAGGUUCAGCCGGAGCUGAAGAAAAAGAAGAAGCAGAAUAAUCAGAGGGACAAGAAGAAGGUGUCCUCUGGUUCUGGCUCAGCCCCUACAGGUCAGGUGGGGCGCUUCAAGAACGGCAUGCUGAUCCUGAGCUCCAAGGAGAUCCAGAAAAUCAAAGGCAAAAAGGGAGGCAAAUAGGUGAGUGAUUAAAUCCUCCAUGGUGGGAAAAUAUCAGCAGACCAGAGGAACAACGGGCAACUCACUGCAGGACCGUUUGGAGCCAAACAUGUGGUGAAGAGGAAAUGAGCGAGAGCUGAUUACGAUGUGACCAGCGAGGCUGAUUCCUUGACAGCACGUGACCGGCCUGCAGUGAAAUACGGGGCAGUGUUACAGGCGACAGACUGCUGAGUCAGAAAUCCAAUUUAUCGAUCUCCAAAAUGGAACCUGAACGUCCACUGUGGCAGCACAAUAAUGCAUGAAACUGGAGAGUCUGUUGAAUCAUAUUCCAUCACAAUUAAUUUAUUUUGUUUUAUAAAUGACCAAAAAAAAAAAAAGAAGACAUUUGCGUUUGUUUUUUUUUUACACUGUAAAGGUUUUAAAAUUAAGCAGUUACAAUGCGUUUCUCAUAUACAAACCAUGUAGUCGUACAAAACAUUUACAUUGGCGGGAAGAGAGGGGAUCAUAACAGGACGUAUGGCCGGGGUAAAUAUUAAAAACCAAUGUACACACAAGUAAAGUCCUGGCAGAAGUUUCCAUGAAGAAACACACAUAUAAACACUUUGAAUGGACCAUGAGGAAGCAGAAUGGUCUCGCCAGUGCCGUAUUUCUCCCUUAUUAAAACCCUAUGUACAGGACUUCUCGAAAGCCUCAGGAAGCUGUGCUCUAGAUGUAAACAUUAAGUCUUUACAGAAACCAGUUCGUUACAUUUUGUUAAAGGGAAAUCAUAAAUGUCGAUGGACGAUGGCGACGAUGAAAAACGUGUGAUCUGGCAGUGUGCGGCUGGGUGAGGUCACAACUUCUCACACCGUUUCCAUGAAGUAGCUUAUUGUGUUAUUUAUAUGUUUCAAAACGGAAGAGGGCGAGGAAAUAGGAAGCUUAUCUGCAGCACAUCACACGUUUCAAGCUGUAAGCAAAACCAGUUUUAUUUUUAAUAGAUUUUUUAGCCGGCAAGCCUUUGUUUUUUCAACCUGCAAGCCUUGGCAAUCAACCACAGACAAUGUGUAUAAUCAGUAGCCAUUCAACUGUUAUACUGAACAAAUUGAGGAGGGCAUUAUA